UACUGCCCUGUAGGAGCUUGAAGUGAAGACGCUGGUGCAGAUCAGGAAAAGUGUGAAGAGAGGUGUUGGCGAUUUGGAUCUUUUGAAACGCCCUCAACUGCUCUUCUAUGUUUCCAAGUGAAACCAUUAAAGGCUUGCAUUCAGCCAACACUGAAUUACAUACUUUCUUGAUUGUUCUCCAAGCUUUUUUUCCUCAAUACUUGGUUACGCGACAAUAACGCAGGCAUCCUAGUUCACAUUCAGGACAAGUGACGUGAACGUUCUUCGAAAUUAUAGGUAAAAAAUGACGCCAAGCGAAAGCGUAUCCUCAUUGGCUGAUCUCCGGCAUUGUCUGCGUGUACAUUUGAAAAUUUCGCCAACUGGAAAGAGAGGGAGGCAGCAGGAUUAACUCGCUAACUAGAAAAUAAAGAAAACAUCGCCAGAGAGUCAUGGGACGACCAAAGAGGACGACCAAACAACGUAAAAACCCCAAAUUGGACAAAUUGGAGGCUUUUCUCGAAGAUUUCGACAGUGAGGUUAAAACCGUAGUUGAAAGGCUGAAGGAGAAGACAAACAGCCUCCUGAAAGAUGCAGACAACUUCUACAACAUGGCUGUGAUCAAGCUGCCAAAGGCAGUGAGACAGAUGAACUGGCUUGAGCAUUGUGGGUCAGAGAAACCAAAGUCACCCGUGUCACCAGUGGAGGAUGCCAAGAAAGUAGAGGAGGCUGCCCAAGUUGAGAGUGUUAUGGCUGAAGUCCAUACUAUUCCCCCCAAGACUGUUAAAAAAGCAAAGUUGAAAAGGGGUGGAGCCAGGACAAGUUCAGAGGAUGAGGAGAACACUUUUACGGCCACAGGGAAGAAGGGUAAAUCAACUAGGAAACCUCCAACGUCAAAGAGAGCCAAAGCACUGUCAGUCAGCAAGCGGAACUCGUCCAUCAGAAAGUCCAGUAGGAAGCCACUGGUCACUCCUUCCAGGAACAUGUUGGACAGUUCCCUCAUGGGCACUACCCCUCUCAUCACACCACGCUUUGACUCCAGGCUUCCCAAGACCCCAGCGGUGAGGAUACCCCGCCACAAGGAGAGGGUUUACAGUAUCUCGGUCAAUGGCUCCCCCAUCUCAGGAGGCGGUAAUGAUAUCGUCAUCAAUGUUCCUGUGGGGAAUGGAGAGUGCAUUCAGCUGCUGGCCAGUCAGAUGGACACUGUGGACCUGGGACAGCUGGAUGAGACAGCCAUGAGGAGCAUCCGUCUGCUUCAGAACCGCCUCACAACACUGUGUGAAUCCUCCGAAUGACCUCUUCAGUGUCUUUUUUGUUGUUGUACAAGAACCCCCCCCCCCCAAAAAAAAUGUUUUUUUUCUCUGUAUAUUUCUCUUUUAAUACAUAGUUGUUAAUAGCUGUCAUGUCUGCUUUUGUGUAGUUAUCUUAGCGCUCUUUAUUGUUAUGGUUUAAAUGUUUUAAAAUGGAUGCCAAGCACGUGGGACUAUACAGGCUAUUUUUCAGGGAUGCAGUCUUCCAUAUAAAAUACAUUUAAAAUGAGCAACAUUAAUAAACCCUAACUACACUUCCCCUCGAAUAGUCUAACAUGUUUGAAAGUUACUUGCGUGCCCUGUGAGUGAAAGAGAAGGAUAUGCUGCAUGCCUUCGUCUCAUCAAUAACACUUUGUCGGCCCUCUUGUGGUUGAGGUUUGCCAGUUCAACUUGUACUGUUAGUGUGGAUGUGGAAAUAAGAGGUCCAUGCAUUUUAGAAUUAUUCAGUGACAUUUUACAAUACUUUGUUUUAAUGUAAAUAUGCCAUUUUGUUCACUUUUCUCAAAGUGAACUCUUUCAACUCUGGUGAAUGUCUUAUUUGUGUGGUGGAAGUUGGGGAACCACUGCUUGCUGUUGUUUGGGGUGGUUGUUUGUAGCCUAGAUGAAGAUCCUGGGGUAGUACUGGUAAUACAGUACAGAAAUACAACCACCUUUUCAUGUUU
This is a messenger RNA of Oncorhynchus kisutch (coho salmon), 1948 nucleotides long. It is a transcript of the gene cdca8, whose product is annotated as cell division cycle associated 8. The record is from RefSeq and is a predicted model, not a curated record. The transcript has 11 exons. Gene Ontology annotation, cellular component: spindle midzone; chromosome, centromeric region; chromosome passenger complex. Lineage: Eukaryota; Metazoa; Chordata; Actinopteri; Salmoniformes; Salmonidae. Gene Ontology annotation, biological process: mitotic sister chromatid segregation. The coding region runs from base 429 to 1271 and encodes 280 amino acids.